GCUUGUGGGGAAACGAAAGUGAGGGAGGCGGCAGAGGCUCUGGCAGCGGCAGGGCCAGGCCCGGCGGCGGCAGCGGUGGUGGCGACAGCGUGGGCCUGACCCCCCUCUGCGCUCCCUGGCAGCUCGCCCUGUCCCCUGAGCUAACAAUGAAGAGGAGAACUGACCCAGAACGCACUGCCCCCAUCAAGAAACAGAAAAAAAGAGUUGCAGAGCUUGGCCUGAACCUCAGCUCCACGUCCGACGAUGACCCUCCCUCUGUCAAUCACGCAGUGAAAGCAUCUACCACCAGCUUAAGUGAGUCUGACAGUGAGAAUGAGGGGAAGCGGCGCAGCUCCGACUCUUUCCAUGAAGCGUUCAAAGAGGACUCCCUUGUGGAGGGAACGUCCUCUCGUUACUCCAUGUACAAUAGUGUGUCCCAGAAGCUCAUGGCCAAGAUGGGCUUCAGGGAAGGUGAAGGACUGGGUAAAUACAGCCAGGGUCGGAAGGACAUCGUUGAGGCCUCUAGUCAGAAAGGUCGAAGAGGCUUGGGUCUGACGCUUCGGGGCUUUGACCAGGAGCUGAACGUGGACUGGCGAGAUGAGCCAGAGCCCAGUGCCUGUGAGCAAGUGUCAUGGUUCCCAGAAUGCACCACGGAAAUUCCUGACACUCAGGAAAUGGGCGACUGGAUGGUUGUGGGAAAGAGAAAGUUGAUGAUUGAAGAUGAAACAGAAUUUUGUGGGGAAGAGCUGCUUCAUAGUGUGUUGCAGUGUAAGAGUGUGUUUGAUGACUUGGACGGGGAGGAGAUGAGGCGAGCUCGCACCCGGGCCAAUCCCUACGAGAUGAUCCGAGGAGUCUUCUUCCUGAACAGGGCCGCGAUGAAGAUGGCUAACAUGGAUUUUGUGUUUGAUUGCAUGUUUACAAAUCCACGGGACUCUAAUGGGAAGCCUCUGGUAAAGGACCGGGACCCCGAUCUCCUGUACUUUGCUGAUGUCUGUGCGGGCCCAGGUGGCUUCUCGGAGUAUGUGCUGUGGAGGAAGAAGUGGCACGCAAAGGGCUUUGGGAUGACUCUGAAGGGCCCUAAUGACUUCAAGCUGGAGGACUUCUACUCGGCCUCCAGUGAACUCUUCGAGCCCUACUACGGUGAGCAUGGGAUCGAUGGAGAUGGAGAUAUCACCCGCCCAGAGAACAUCAGUGCUUUUCGGAAUUUUGUCCUGGAUAAUACAGAUCGCAAAGGUGUCCACUUUCUGAUGGCUGAUGGGGGUUUCUCGGUGGAGGGCCAGGAGAACCUGCAGGAGAUCCUCAGCAAGCAGCUGCUGCUGUGUCAGUUCCUGAUGGCACUGUCCGUGGUCCGCACAGGCGGCCACUUCAUCUGUAAAACCUUUGACCUGUUCACACCAUUCAGCGUGGGGCUCAUCUACCUGCUGUACUGCUGCUUUGAACGAGUGUGCCUCUUCAAACCCGUUACUAGCCGUCCUGCCAACUCGGAGAGGUAUGUGGUGUGCAAGGGCCUGAAGGUGGGCAUAGACGACGUUCGGGAUUACCUCUUCUCGGUGAAUAUUAAGCUCAACCAGCUGCGAAACACCGAUUCCGAUGUCAACCUUGUGGUCCCCUUGGAGGUGAUCAAAGGAGAUCAUGAAUUUACUGACUACAUGAUACGGUCUAAUGAGAGCCAUUGUGGUCUGCAGAUCAAAGCUCUGGCCAAAAUCCACGCCUUUGUUCAAGACACGACCCUGAGUGAACCUCGGCAGGCAGAGAUCCGCAAAGAGUGCCUCCAGCUCUGGGGGAUCCCAGACCAGGCUCGAGUUGCUCCUUCUUCCUCUGACCCGAAAUCUAAAUUCUUUGAGCUAAUUCAGGGCACCGAGAUUGACAUCUUCAGCUACAAACCCACGCUGCUCACCUCCAAGACCCUGGAGAAGAUCCGCCCCGUGCUGGACUACCGCUGCAUGGUGUCUGGCAGCGAGCAGAAGUUCCUCAUCGGCCUAGGGAAGUCCCAGAUCUACACAUGGGAUGGCCGCCAGUCAGACCGCUGGGUGAAGCUGGACCUGAAGACAGAGCUGCCCCGGGACACCCUGCUCUCUGUGGAAAUUGUGCAUGAGCUGAAAGGGGAGGGGAAGGCCCAGCGGAAGAUCAGUGCCAUCCACAUCCUCGACGUCCUCGUGCUGAACGGCAAUGACGUUCGGGAGCAGCACUUUAACCAGCGAAUUCAGCUGGCUGAGAAGUUUGUGAAAGCGGUGUCCAAGCCCAGUCGGCCUGACAUGAAUCCCAUCAGGGUGAAGGAGGUGUACAGGCUGGAGGAAAUGGAGAAGAUUUUUGUCAGGUUGGAAAUGAAGAUCAUCAAGGGUUCCAGUGGCACCCCCAGGCUCAGCUACACAGGGCGGGAUGACCGGCACUUUGUGCCCACGGGCCUCUACAUCGUCAGGACGGUGAAUGAGCCGUGGACCAUGGGAUUCAGCAAAAGCUUUAAGAGGAAGUUCUUCUAUAACAAGAAAACCAAGAAGUCGACCUUCGACCUCCCCGCAGACUCCAUUGCCCCAUUUCACAUCUGCCACUACGGCCGGCUCUUCUGGGAGUGGGGGGAUGGCAUCCGUGUGCACGACUCCCAGAAGCCCCAGGACCCGGACAAGUUGUCUAAGGAGGACGUCCUCUCCUUCAUCCAGAUGCACAGCGCCUGAGGGCCGUGGGCCGCCCCACCCUGCCGCAGCCUAGUGCCCUAUCGCUUUCCGAGACAGGGCAGGGCAGGGCGCUCAGGACCUGGGGCCCACAGCACUGUGUCUUCCCCCUCUUGGAAAGAGACUGGAGCACCUCGGCCUGGCCCCGAGGGUCCGUCAGGGCCUCCAGCAAACUGCACACGUUCCUCAUGGAGCUCUAUCCUGCUGAGGCAGGUGUGAGGUCAGUGCCCAAGGUGUGCGGGGCAGGCGGGGCCAUGGCAGAGGGCGGCCGCGCUCUGCCGGAUCCUGUAGACUCACUUUUCUGAGUCCCAUGCACGAGGGUGGCUGUGUCCCCGCUUUGCCCACAUGAGUGGGUAGAGGCCAGGAGCAGCUGCUCUACAAAUCAAGGUUGUGUUUUUUUAAACUUGCAGUUUUGAUGCCAAGUGGGAGACUUUUUGUCUCCUCCCCUAGCCUGUCCCGGCCUUCCCAGCCUGAACCUCUGACAGUCCCGGCAGGCCGGGAAGGAAGAGUGGUACUGGGUGCGAUUGCCUCCCAGCGUUGUGGCGCCUCCCUGGGCCCACAACCUCGACUCAAACCUUGGGCAACUCUAAGAGGGCAGGCAUCAGCCUCCCUCUCCCUGCCAGCAGCAGCGGUCGCCCUCUGGCUGUCACACAGCUGUCUUGGCACUUUCAGGGGUGGGCGUAGCUCCUUGCUACCCUUCCUCGUGUUUCCCCCCCCACAAGGAGGCAUGGGCUGCUUUCGUUCAAACAUGUGGUCACUCCAUUUCCUGUAUCUUGGCAGAGGCAGAGGGGAAGCUGGGCAGUGGCUUUGGGUGGGGGAGGGCACCUGUGGUUGUUUUUAAUGGGAAAUACCUCUCAUGUUCAAGUGGGCUCCCUGGGGCCCCAUCCCAGUGGCAGACUGGUUUCCAUGGAGAUGGGGCACUGAGACUCCAGCAUGG
Molecule: messenger RNA, 3585 nt
Organism: Lepus europaeus (European hare)
Lineage: Eukaryota; Metazoa; Chordata; Mammalia; Lagomorpha; Leporidae
Gene: CMTR1
Product: cap methyltransferase 1
Exons: 24
Coding region: 147-2651 (834 amino acids)
Biological process (GO): 7-methylguanosine mRNA capping
Cellular component (GO): cytoplasm; nucleus
Molecular function (GO): nucleic acid binding; methyltransferase cap1 activity; protein binding
Source: RefSeq, a predicted model, not a curated record